UCCUUUCGUAUUGGCUUCCGGAGUCCUGACCUAGAUAACUUGUUAAACCCCUCUUAAACCCUAAUCUCGCACUCUCUGUCAACCAGAACUGGAAACCUUAAAAUCCGGGUCCUAAUGCCCAUCGAACUGCUGCCGCAUCUCCAGCUCCUCAAACAUUCUAUUCCUUCGAUGAGGCUCGGACCCUCCGUUCAUUCAUCUCGGGCCAUACCCAUUUUAUCCCGUGUAUUCCCAUUCAAGCUCAGAUACAAUGCUUUAGGCCCUCAGUUAUGUAACCAAUUCCGUGUACGGCGUUUUACGACUCGGUCAUUCCGGCCAAGAGCUGGAUCGAGUUCGGAAUUCAGCCGUGGUGGCAGAGACAGAGGAGGAGAGGUUCGUGUUUCGAAGAGUCUCGUCGAUGACGAGGCCGAGCUCAGUGACUGGGUUAGCGGUUUGAGAAAGACUGACUCGUUUCGUGGUCGAGUUGCUAGUAAUGACGAUGACUUGAAUGAUAGAGGCCGCGAUAGGGGGAAGAGCAGAGAUAGGGGUGGAGAGAGGAAUCGAGAUUCAUUUGCGUUGAAGAGGAAAAGGGAGAGUGACUCUGACGAGUUCCGCCAGCCAAGUAGAGGGAGAACGAGGAAUUCGUUUGAGUCUAGGAAUCGAGAUUCACCUGCAAUGAAGAUGAGAAGAGAGAGUGACUCUGGCGAGCGGAGUAGAGGGAGAAGUAGCAAUUCGUUUGACUCGAGGAAUUCACAAGGAACGAAGAGAUUUGAUUCUCGGUCUAAUGGUGGCGACCUUUCCUUUCAAAGAACAACUCGCGGAAUGGGGAACAAGCAGAGAAAGCUUAAGCAAUCAAGCCAUGAUGAUGACUGUGGCAAUGAUGAUGAGGAGUUGCAGAGCUUAAGGGCUGGCUUUCAGGGUUUGCUUAGUGAGGACACUGAGGAGGAGAGUGACGAUGGUGAUGAUGAUAUUUUAAAAAAGAGUAGAGGUUCUUUGUUUGGAAUGGAUAAGGAAGUUACCGACAAUGGUACACCCAGUUCUCCUGAAAAGUCAGACUCUUACUUAAGUGAGACUAGAUUCGAUCAGUGCUCUGUUUCCCCUUUGUCAUUAAAAGGGAUAAAGGAUGCUGGUUAUGAGAGGAUGACUUUGGUACAAGAGGCAACUCUUCCAGUUAUACUCAAAGGUAAGGAUGUUAUGGCCAAGGCUAAAACAGGAACUGGAAAAACUGUUGCAUUUCUGCUUCCGUCAAUCGAAGUUGUUUCCAAAUCACCACCUGUUAGUCGUGACCAAAAGCGACCCCCUAUUUUUGUUCUUAUAAUAUGCCCCACUAGGGAGCUUGCAACUCAAGCUGCUACAGAAGCUAACAAAUUGCUGAAGUAUCACCCUUCCAUUGGUGUUCAAUUUGUGAUAGGCGGAACAAGACUUCCUCUAGAACAGAAACGCAUGCAAGCAAACCCUUGCCAGAUUCUUGUCGCCACACCUGGAAGGCUCAGAGACCAUAUUGAGAAUACUGCAGGAUUCGCGACAAGGCUGAUGGGUGUCAAAGUCCUUGUACUUGAUGAAGCUGAUCAUCUGCUAGACAUGGGAUUUCGUAAAGAGAUUGAGAAAAUAAUUGCUGCUGUUCCAAAACAGCGACAGACUCUAUUGUUUUCUGCCACAGUUCCUGAAGAGGUACGUCAAAUUUGUCAUAUUGCUUUGAAAAGAGAUCACGAAUUUAUUAAUGCUGUUGAAGAGGGCAGUGAGGAUACGCACUCACAGGUCAGACAGAUGCAUAUGGUGGCUCCACUAGACAAGCAUUUCCCCCUACUUUAUGUUUUAUUAAAAGAUCACAUUGCUGAUAAUAUUGACUAUAAGAUUCUUGUAUUCUGCACAACCGCCAUGGUCACAAAACUGGUGGCUGACCUUCUUGGUGAGCUGAACUUGAAUGUCAGGGAAAUCCAUUCCAGAAAGCCUCAGAGUUAUAGAACACGUGUGUCUGAAGAAUUCAGGAAGUCAAAAGGUCUUAUUCUUGUUUCUUCGGAUGUUUCUGCUCGUGGAGUUGACUAUCCAGAUGUUACUUUUGUCAUACAGGUCGGUGUGCCUGCUAGUAGAGAACAGUAUAUUCAUCGACUUGGUCGAACUGGGCGUAAAGGGAAAGAAGGGGAAGGGAUAUUGUUACUGGCACCUUGGGAGGAAUUCUUUCUGGCUUCCGUAAAGGAAUUACCAAUAACGAAAGCUUCUGUGCCUUUGAUAGAACCAGACACUAAGAAAAAGGUUGAACGGGCGUUAUCCCAUGUAGAGAUGAAGAACAAAGAAUCAGCCUACCAGGCCUGGCUCGGCUACUACAAUUCCAACAAGAAUGUGGGCAGGGAUAAAUACAAGCUGGUGGAGCUUGCAAAUGAGUUCAGUCGAAGUAUGGGACUUGACAACCCUCCAGCCAUCCCUAAGCUUGUCCUUGGCAAGAUGGGUCUCAGGAACAUCCCCGGCUUGCGCACAAAAUAGAUGAGCAAGCAGUUCAUCCAGUUGAUCGGAUUUUCAUUUUUGUCAAUACUCUCGGAAAUGAUUCUUUUCUAAGAUUCACAUAGGAUACAGAUAUGAAUUUGUCAAGCAAAACUAUGCUAAAAGUGAUCAAUUACAUUUUUCUUUCAUGAAAAAAAUGCUGCUGUAUAUUAUGUAGUCAAUUGUUUCAUCUGUAGCAAGUCACCCCACUGUUUACAUACCUGUUACUUUUGAUUGUAACUUGCAAUAGUUUUGGUAGUUGGAAUGAAGAGAGAGCCAAGAAAUGGGAAGAA
Molecule: messenger RNA, 2747 nt
Organism: Tripterygium wilfordii
Lineage: Eukaryota; Viridiplantae; Streptophyta; Magnoliopsida; Celastrales; Celastraceae
Product: DEAD-box ATP-dependent RNA helicase 31-like
Exons: 10
Coding region: 115-2457 (780 amino acids)
Cellular component (GO): chloroplast
Molecular function (GO): nucleic acid binding; ATP binding; RNA helicase activity
Source: RefSeq, a predicted model, not a curated record